UUUACUUUUAGAUGCGACAGAAGCGCGUGUAGCGGUAAUACAGUGUACUGAACAUGACAUUAAAGUGACAGUUGACAGUUGCAAGGAAUACAACUAGCAAUGCGCGAAUAUUAGAAGGUUAUAAAAUGGGGGUCAGAGGAUUACAAACGUUUAUGGAAAAAAGUUCUCCAGAUGCGGCUCAUGAAGUAAAUAUUAAAGAUAUAGUGCGUAGCUACAGGAGAGAGACAGGCAGAGAAGUUGUUAUUGUGGUAGAUGGAUCAUCAUGUCUACGACCUUUAUAUGGCCGCUUGGACUGGAUAUGUGGCGGUCAAGUGAGGGAAUAUGUGGAAGUCUUUCAGAACUUCAUCCAGGCAUUUCAAGAUAUAGGUGUAAAACUAGUAUUCUUCUUUGAUGGGCCCACUCAAGCCAGGAAAAGGAAAGUAUGGGUAGAAAGACGACUAAAGAGUUUAAUGGAUGUUUAUAGAGUUUUUGAUCUUAUUGGAAGAGGGAAACACCCAUCACAGCUUGGUGGAGAUACAAUUUUGUUACCUCCUGCUACAUCUUAUUUAGCUGCUCAUGCCAUCAAGACAUCUGAAGGUUGCGAGGUUCACAGGUCAGUCAAAGAAUGUGAUGAGGAAAUAGCUGACUAUGCCAGGCAACAUAACUGUUUUGCAAUUCUUGGUCAAGAUUCAGAUUAUGUAAUUUAUGAUGGACCACAGUACUACUUAUCAGCUGUUCACUUGAACGUAGAAAAAAUGACAACCAUCAAUUACAAUCGUUGGGCUCUUUCACGGCAGUUGCAACUUGCACCAAGUCUUCUUCCUUUGUUGGCAUCACUUGUAGGGAAUGAUAUUGUUCGAUCAGAUGAUUUGUUGCCUUUUCACCAAAGACUCUGCAAACCUAAAAAUCGCAAUCCAAGACACAAUUUUAAAGGAAGACCGUCACCAAGAGAUGUGAUUUACAAUGUAGCAAAGUUUAUACGUGAUAACGUUGAUGAAAGGAAUUUAUUUCAAGCUCUUCCCAUGAUUUCAAAGAGAGUAUUUGGAGAUGUGGGAAAAGCUUCUCAUCUCCAAUUAAGUGUGAGAAGUUAUAGUGUAAAUACUUCUACAGAGCAUUGUCCAGAAAAGUCAGAAAGUUCUCAACAAACAUCAGUAUCUCAGAACUCUUGGAUGAUCAUACAAAAGAAUGCAGAAACACGUUUCAAGGAUGGAAAUCUUGAUUCAAUGGUUUAUGCUAUUAUGUGUGGUUUACCUUAUGAAUCAAGUACAGGUCUUGAAGACUUCCGUAAGCUGGAGCUCCCACCUUCAGCGGCAGUGUAUCAGCCUCUGCGUCAACGUAUUUAUGGAAUAAUAUUGCACGAGAUGCCUGGAGAUCCAGAAAAUCGAGUAGUAGAAGAAUGGUGUAUGGCAGGAGAAGGGAGUCUCAAUGGACCCUCUCGAGUGUGUGUAAUUUUGCCACGACCAGGUUCUCAUCCUGGACUUAUGGCUCUCUGGGAUGAAAAUGACAAAAGUGAAGAAAUGCUGGCUAAAAAGUGGGCCCUUGUGGCUCAUGCUGUAUCGAAUGGGCUUGAUCCUGAUGAAGUCUCAUCUCGAUUUUUGGAGCCCUGGGAAGUGAAUGCUUUUAUUGCCACUGCUGUGGUACUGCCUACAUUGUCUACUCCAGUCCUGGCAAAGAUUCAAAUAGAAAAAGCUGACCCUCGUGCUGUUCAGUUAGCUUGCAUAUUUGGUCGAGGUGCAUCAAUUAUCAAAAUGCUAAUGGAUGUUUCACCAUGGCAUUAUUUUGACGGAAAGUUAUUUCAGACUAUGUAUCAAAAGGCCAAAUCUGGAAAAACUGCAAUAGAUUUGUGCAAUCAUCAGGUGGCCCAGUUAGAACAAUUCAACUAUAUUCACUCAAUAGUUCUACCCACUCAAGAAUGAAACAUUAUCUUUACCAAAGAUAAAUAUACAUUUAUUGUAAAUUCAUUGGUGAUAGUAAAAUGGAAUUUGUUGUACAAUAACAAUAUUUUAUAGUUUUAUAAGAAUUUUAAUGGUGUAUAUUCAUUGUCAGUGGUUUUAUUAUAAAAAAAAAAGUAUGAAUUUUAACAUAUCCUUUUGAGUAUUGGACUGGAAUAACCAGUUACAUUUCUACCUUCUCUAUUUUAUUUUAAAAUAUUCUAUUGCAUAGGUUUUAUUAAUAGAAUAAUUUUUUACUAUCGGUAAUUUUUCAACAAAGGGUUUAAAAGUACAAUCAAAAUGUUGUGAUAUUAGAUGACUAACUUUUUCAACUUUAGUGUAUAAAGCUUGAAUACUUUUGUUUUGAUUAAAUUCAUGUUUUAAAGAUUUAUAUUUUCAUUCAGAGGGUACCAGAGGAGGUGUGUGUUUACCAUCUGACUGAACCAAGACAUCCCUCGAAAAAUCUUUUUCCAGUAGAGUGUCAAAAUUUCUCUCUAUAGGAGGUUGUCUUGUAGAUGUGGUAGAGUUCAGUGCAGUUUUUACAUAACUAGGAUCAAUCACUUUUCCAAUGAACACAAUAGUUCCAGUCUUUUCUUCUUCAACAAAAAACAAAAAUGGAUGGUUAGCAGCAAACAUUAUUGGACCACCAAAAUGGUUUUCAAGCGAUACCUCUGAAACAAAAUUGUAAUAAUUGCAUUAGACAUAGUGAAUAGUAAUGAUUCUUUAAAGGCUUAACUAUUGAAUUGUAGGCUGUAUAUGUAUAUAAAAAAAGUAAUCUUAUUAAUCAAAUUCUCUGCACCACAAAGUACAUGUUGGCUCUGCCUAUUGUAUUUUGUAUUAGAUUAAUAGAAGCAAGUAUUAUCAACAAUUAUAUUUUCAAACUAGAAAGAUAUUGGAUUAUGCAGAGACCACUUCAAUAGUUCUGUGUAAAGCCUGGAUUUGUCAAUAACAGUUUGAAAGAACUGCUCAGAAUCUCAUCUGUCAAAAUUGUCACCAAAACUAUUUGCAAUAAGUGUUAUACAGUAUAGGCUGUUUACUUCAAACUAAAGAAUAGGAUUAAAACGUUAAGAAAUCAUGUUGUCCACAUUUAUUGGCUCAAACAACUAAAACAGAUUAUUGUCUUUUUAGAAUGUUUCUUGAAGUAUGUACCUAACUGAGAAGCAUCAACGAUGAAAAAAUGUCUUCUCAAGAUUUUGACAGUAAUACAUUCAUAGAGGAACUAAUUUUCAAAGAUUCAUGAAUGUUUGACCGACCAUCCGUCCAACUGAUCGUUCAUCAUGUCAUUUUUCUAUCUUAAAAGAAUUUCAAAGUUCAUUUCAGAAAUUGAUAUUGUACUUUUACUUUUCUUGGGAAGCUUGAAUGCAUGUUUUUAAUAAUAAAUGUAGAAGUCAUUUUACAAGCAAAAAUUACAAUAUCUCUGUUUUUAGUUAUAUUGUUAUUAAAAGUUUUAUAUUUCUGAGCAAAGCAAAUACAAAUUUGUUGUCUUUUUCCUUUAAUUUCUGUUUUGUCCGUAGAUGAUGUUUAUCUUAAUUUAAUGAAAUAAGUAUUGUAUGUAGGUGCAAUGUAGAAAUAAUUUUAAACUAAAUGUUUGGGAUUAUAUGUUGGUUUUCCACAAAUGUUGCUUUAUUGUUUUAUUAAAAAACAGGAAUUAAUACAUAAAUGUAUAUACAUUGGGGCCAGUAAUUGAUUCGUUUCCAGUUAGAAUUAAUUGAAAGAAUGUUCAUUUCCAAGUAGUAAAAACAAGGAAUGUAAAAUUUUAGAUCAGAAAUUUUGUAAUCGUACACAAGAAAAUUGUUUGUUUACUUAUACUUCGCUGUGUAUUUACUAACUUCGCUUGUAACUGUUCACUCUGACAAUCAAUUAAGUCAAAACUGUUUUAAAUUUUUUCUAUCCAAUCAUAAAGAAUUUCUGUUAUUGUGUAAAUUUUGUGUAUUCAAUGUAAUUUGUAGAGCAGUGUUUUAGGUACAAGAAGCAUUUAUAAAAUAUGUCUGACAUUUCAGUGUGUUUUUUUGAAUUCUGUACUUAUUUUGCAAGCAUAGUUUGUAUUUCAAAGCAAUAUUCUUGAAUAAAACUCCUUCAAAAUAUAAAA
This is a messenger RNA of Gryllus bimaculatus (two-spotted cricket), 3999 nucleotides long. The record is from the annotation of a GenBank genome assembly. NCBI's taxonomy places the organism in Eukaryota, Metazoa, Arthropoda, Insecta, Orthoptera, Gryllidae.